Molecule: messenger RNA, 2433 nt
Organism: Ostrea edulis (European flat oyster)
Lineage: Eukaryota; Metazoa; Mollusca; Bivalvia; Ostreida; Ostreidae
Exons: 5
Coding region: 1645-2166 (173 amino acids)
Source: RefSeq, a predicted model, not a curated record
ACAACAACAUCCUUCUUCUCCCCGUCCAUGUUACAACAGCGAUCCCUAUCGUUAUCGUCCUUGGACGAGGUAGUAAAUUUCAACUUGUUAUAUCUGUCCCUGAACUAAUAACGACAAAGUGUUCGUGCCGAUCUAAACGUGAAGUGCAAUGUAUUAUUAUUGAUCUGCUCGACUACAGCGUUGAUAUCAAGACAGUUAGGACCGGAAGAAAAAUCAAAGCACUGAAAGUACUCGUGGUAGUUGAACUUUGUUCAAUAGAAACAGUUACACAUUGAAGUCCUUAUCAACUGCCUUAAACAUUCAAUGUUUAAUCAUGGAUGUUUUCAAUGUUUUGUACAACAAUUGUUAUGCUACACUUCUAUUGGCACAAACAAGCGGAUUUAUUUCAGGUUUGGUUGAUUGAUUGUUGUUUUCCGUCACACUCAACAAUUUUUCAGUUAUCUGGUGGCGCCCAGUUUUUAUUGUUGGAAGAGAGAACCCAGGUUUGGUUGUAAAAACAAAUUGGAAAAAUUGAAAAGUAUUUUGAUUGCAUGAUAAUGUUUUUCCCUUGAAUAAGUAACCAAUGAAUGUUAUUACCAAAUCUAUUUACUAUGAAAGAAAACUAGCAAUAUGUAAAAGUUACUUAUUCAGAAAUAAUGAUAUAUGUCUUCAUUUAUGUCUUCAAAUGAAGACAUGACAGUUAAUAUUGUAGUACAUGAACAACAAAUAAGAGAAAUGUAUAACAGUUAUAGAGGUGGAACUUGUUGGAGCUCUUUAAGCGAAUAUAAAAAAUAUCAACAAUUUGAGAAAUAAAACAUUCAAUCUAUGAAAGCUCGAUAAGAAGAAACCUAGCUCACUUUUAAGGUAUAUUUUUUUAAAUAUAUAAAACAAAAGUAUAUGUAGAUUCCACUAUAUAAGAUUUUAUAAUGUUGGACAAAUCUGAGCAUUAUUCUACAGAGAGAAAAUGAGCGUGUUUGGCAACAUUAAACAGAAUUCAGGAAAAAAUAAAACUUUAUGCAAGGUGAAGAUAAGGAACAGUGAUCAAUCUCAUAACUCCUACAAGCAAUACAAAAUAGAUAGUUGGGCAAACACGGACCCCUGGACACACCAGAGGUGGGAUCAGGUGCCUAGGAGGAGUAAGCAUCCCCUGUCGACCGGUCACACCCGCCGUGAGCCCCAUAUCCUGAUCAGGUAAACGGAGUUAUCCGCAGUCAAAAUCAGCAGGUGUGGCACGAUAAAGAUCCCUCCCUGCUCAAAGUAGGACAAAGGCCAGGAAUCAUAAAGGCAAUCACUCCUGCCGUUUUAGACCGGGCGAAGAUCCGACCAAAGGGAGCUCUUCUCACAGGAAGUUGAUAUUUUAUGUCAAAACUUAAUUUACCAAAAUUGCAUAUUUGAUACUAUAUUCAUGUGUUUGUUUUCAGAUUUCAAAGCACAAGCUUUUGUGGCGCUCCCAGACUCUAUCUGGACCUACAUACAAUCAUACAACCACCUGGUGAGGACACUGUCCAAGUACAGCACUGUGAAAAAUAAUGAUUCAUCCAUCUUUGUUGGCGUGAAGAACCACUCUUCCGAUCUUGUUCCCUGGACAACUUGUGGCAUUCACAAGGCCAUAACAUUUUGUGGCAGACAGUCCAUGGAAGGGGAUCUAACGUCAGUGCAACCCUCAUGAGAAAGUCGAUCGUAACGGGGGUUCGGAAGAGUCAUCCGUGGGCCCGCGACCCCCUGGCGGCUCAUAUGAGCCACCAGCUGUCAACUGCAGACAAGUAUUACAACAUGCAGAAUCGACAGGACAUGGUCAUUCCCUUUUCGGAGGUGAUCACCAACACCAUGACGGAAGGGAACCCAUCAGAUUUACCUGAAGAAACACCAGAAACAAAAACAGCCCCACGGGAUACCCUGGCAAUAGAGGACGUGCCUCCGUCUACCUCCCAGACAGCCUCCUCUCUGGAAGAAGACUUAGAUGAUGUGCAGAUGGAGCAUGGUAGGAGGACUUCCACAGAGAGGGAGGUAAGGAGCAUCGUCCGCCUAUGCAGUGGCCUGACCAAAAACGGGGGCAUUACACAAUCUUCAGUCACCCAUUUCCUCGGUGAUGCGGCGGAAGGUGUCGCCCUGAUGCUCCAAGUCCAGAGUAGGAUCGGGUCUUUUUUCCAAAAGAAGCUUACCAAACGGGUGCAGUGCGAGAGCUAGGCUGAUGAGUGAAAUUCAACAGAUGCCGAUUUCAUGGUCAUUUCAUCUCAAUAUGUUUGUGUGAUAUAUCUUUUCUUUCCAGCUGACGUAUUUCUUGAAUACUUUAGCUGUAUAUUUAAAAAAUACCAACAAAUAACGUUUAUAAUCAUUGACAAAUUGUGUCCUUUAUAUUUAAAGAACUUGCGAUAUUUCUGGUGUAAUUGUUCGAGAAGGUUCUUCAAACACUCCGCCCUAUUUUUCUACUUCUGAUUCAUCUCCAAAAGAAAA